AUCCGACAGCCGGUGGGUCCAGGCCAUGGGGCAGCUCUGGGCGGUGGGGAGCGCGGAGGGGACGCCCGCGCGGCUGCCUCUCGUGCUCACUGCGCUGUGGGCCGCGGCUGUGGGCCUGGAGCUGGCCUAUGUGCUGGUUCUGGGUCCCGGGCCGCCCCCGCUGGGACCCCUGGCUCGGGCCUUGCACCUAGUGCUGGCCGCCUUCCAGCUGCUCAACCUGCUGGGCAACGUGGGGCUCUUCCUGCGCUCGGACCCCAGCAUCCGGGGCGUGAUGCUGGCCGGCCGCGGUCUGGGCCAGGGCUGGGCUUACUGCUACCAGUGCCAAAGCCAGGUGCCGCCCCGCAGUGGGCAUUGCUCCUCCUGCCGCGUCUGCAUCCUUCGCCGGGAUCACCACUGCCGCCUUCUGGGCCGCUGUGUGGGGUUCCGCAACUACCGGCCCUUCCUGUGCCUGCUGCUUCAUGCUGCGGGCGUCCUGCUGCAUGUCUCUGUGCUGCUGGGCCCUGCUCUGUCAGCCCUCCUGCGAGCCCACGCGCCCCUCCACACCGCCGCCCUCCUCCUGCUGCCCUGGCUCAUGCUGCUCACAGGCAGAGUGUCUCUGGCUCAGUUUGCCCUGGCCUUUGUGACCGACACGUGUGUGGCAGGUGCACUGUUGUGCGGGGCCGGGCUGCUCUUCCAUGGGAUGCUGCUGCUGAGGGGCCAGACCACAUGGGAGUGGGCUCGGGGCCAGCACUCUUAUGACCUGGGCCCUUGCCACAACUUGCAGGCGGCCCUGGGGCCCCGCUGGGUCCUCGUCUGGCUCUGGCCCUUCCUGGCCUCCCCAUUGCCUGGGGAUGGGAUCACCUUCCAGACUGCAGCUGAUGCGGGCCUCGUGGCUUCCUGACUCCAGAAGGAGCCGGAGCUGUUCAGGGAGAGGGUAGCCGGAAAGGGGGCUCCUAACUCCUUUCGGGCCCAUCUCCAGCCUCCCGUCCCGUCCUUGGCCUUGCCCCUGCCCAGCCUGGACUCCAGUGUCCAGGGCUUGGGUCCUGCAACUCUGCCUCUGUUGGCCCCCCGAGUAGAGUGGACAGUUGGUAAGGGGCUGCUUGGCCAGCCUAGUCACCCCUUUGCUGGGUUAAUAAAGCGCCCACUUGGUUCUUGGACUCUCUCCAUCUUUCUGGGUUUCUGGUCCCUCGCUGUUGCCCAGGCUGCUGUUUCUGGUUUCCUCUGAUUGCCACGCAUGGGAACCACAGAAUGCCUGAGUGCUUAAGGGACCAGAGCUCUUCCUGUGGCUUUGGUGUGGGGGGCUGGGGCACCAGCAGACCAAGGUGGCGUGUGGUGAUCCAGGGAACGAGAAUCCAACAUUCUUUCCCAGGUUCAGUGCUUUAUGGUUAGAAGCCUCUCCAUAACACUCACUGUGCCUCCCUCUGGCUACUCUGGUACCAGGAGCAGCAAUUAUGACGGUUGAUGUGAGAAGAUCAUGGGGCAGUGAAUGGAGGAGUCAGGAUUUGAACCCAGAUCUUUGUGCUUUCUCCUUCACCCUUGCACAGCUAAGGAAAGUGAGUAGCAAAAUUGAGGCAGAGAAAUCAGGUGGAUGUUCAAGCAUCAGCUUCUUCAGAAGCUACCUGUUAAACAUUUUUAUUUAAAUAUAGUAAAUAGACUCCCAGUUAAAUGUAGCAGGUUUAAAUACAUGGGUUUACCUCUGUUUCCUUUUAAAAUCUAAAAUGAUAGUAAAGACAUAAAACAGAUACAAAUUUACAAGGACAAAGAAAAUAGAAGGGAGACAGGAAUAGAUCAAAGAGCCUGAUGACAUUCUGAAAGAUGGGAAGUGGAUGGGGGCUCAUUUCCUCUCUUAGCAGAGAAUUAGAAGUUAAUUCCUAGAGGGGCCAAG
Molecule: messenger RNA, 1864 nt
Organism: Neomonachus schauinslandi (Hawaiian monk seal)
Lineage: Eukaryota; Metazoa; Chordata; Mammalia; Carnivora; Phocidae
Gene: ZDHHC24
Product: zinc finger DHHC-type containing 24
Exons: 3
Coding region: 26-880 (284 amino acids)
Biological process (GO): protein targeting to membrane; peptidyl-L-cysteine S-palmitoylation
Cellular component (GO): Golgi apparatus; endoplasmic reticulum
Molecular function (GO): protein-cysteine S-palmitoyltransferase activity
Source: RefSeq, a predicted model, not a curated record